AUGAAAAAUAUUAAAUUUUCUCAAGAUUAUACUACUGAUAGCUUGGGAAUAUCCAGAACAACCUUUUCAAAGACCCAAAUAUCUCUCAAUAAAGUUAUGAGUCUAAAAGGAUCAUCUUAACCUCAAACAGACAGAACUGAAUUCAAUUAUCAAACUCCACUUGCUCAUUUACCAGAAUUGAAGAUGAAACAAGCAAAAUCCCAAAGGAAGAUUGGACAGAGACUUACCAAAAAAUGUACAAGAUAAAGUGAUUUCUUUAAUGUUUACAAGGCUCCAGAAACCUUAUAAACUAAUCCUGAUACGCUCAAAAAAUAAUCUCGAAUUUACAAAAUGACCUAAUAUAUCAUCCAAUAAUAUAAUGAAGAUAUCAAAGCCAUUAGAGAUUCCUAAGAUUACGAUGAAGCUAUUGCUGAACAAAAAGUUUCAAAGUACUUAACUGAAGCCUGGCUAAGCAUUGAAUAACUUAUACAAACUUUAACUAAUUUGUUAGCCUACAAAUUCAAUAGAUAAGAGUGUGAAUAACAAAUGAAGGAAAUUCUAGUUGAAUGCUUUAAAUAAAAGAAUAUUUGUGUACAUCAAAGAAUACUUUACAUUUUUGGAAAAAUAGAAUAAUUAUUUUAUAACCCUAUCCAAGGAGCUAUCUAUUUCAAAAUCUGUAAACGAUUAUCAGACACUGAUGCCCAUUACAGUAAUAAAAUGAAAUCCUACAGAGGUUUGGGUGAAUGUCUACUUAGGAUCUACCCAAAAUUAAGCUAAUUGUACUUCACCAAAUAUUUGAUGGCUGCCUGGAAACUCAAACAAAAGAAUGAUGAAUUACUUGCCUAUGAAUUAUUGGGGAAGUAUUAUUUUUACGUUGGUUAAAUUGAAAAGGCCAAACUCUUCCAUGAUAGAAUGAUUAAUGGAAAUUGUGAGGAUGAAAAUUCUAGAGUCCGCUUGCUAGCCUUGAGUCGAUUGGAAUAAGGGAGUUUAGCAAAUAAGAUUAAUAAAGAUCAUAUGAUUGUUGAUGUCGAAUAAGUAUCCUCUGAUGAUGAGUGCUAUGAAAUUGUAUUUCCCUAAAAAUCAGAUAAUAUUCAUUAAAAAUAUUAUGUUGAAAAAUACUUUCAAAAGAAAAUACCAGAUAUUAAAGUCAUUAAAGAUGAAGCAAACUUAAAUAUUAGAUAAACCGAAAGAAAAUAUCAUUCAUAAUUUUUCGGUAAUGAAAAUUUCGAACCAUCCAGAGUCGUAGUUUCUAAUCCUCAUCAAAGUCUUGGAUCAAUCAAGGAUAAAGUUUUGAUGAGUCAUAUGACUCCUAAUAGAAAAUUAGAGAUGUAUUAAUAUAUAGCAUUGGCUAACGAUAAAACUGGGUUUGUCAACUCACCAAGAUAUGAAGGAUUGUAUAAUAAAUAUGAGGGAAUCAAGUUUAAUAAAAUUAUCAACAGAACCAUUGAAUAAUUUAAUAAUAUUCAAUAAUGGAUUACUUCUCAAGAAAAAACACCCACUUUACCAUAAACAACAAUAAGAAGAAAAGGUUACUUUCUAGUCUGA
Molecule: messenger RNA, 1524 nt
Organism: Paramecium tetraurelia
Lineage: Eukaryota; Ciliophora; Oligohymenophorea; Peniculida; Parameciidae
Exons: 2
Source: RefSeq, a predicted model, not a curated record